AUGGGUAGAAAAAAAGGCAAGGUGAAUGGUCGGGAAUCAGCCCCAGUUGGAAAUACAUUGCCAUUUGGACAAGCAGGAAAUUUUACAUUGGGAUCAAAUGACAAAUAUGAUGUUCAACAGCUCCUCUCUCAGGCUGAAAAAUGCAUUGAUCAGUUUCAGUUUGAACUUGCUCAUAAGUUCUGUCAACGAGCUUUGGAAAGAGAAGCAGACAACCUAAAAGCCCUGGAAACAAGCGGGCAUGUAAUGAUGGAACUGAAACAGCAUGAAGCAGGCAAACAGUUUUUUAUGAAAGCUGUGGAAUUACAACCAGACAUUGGCCAUGCCAAAUAUAUGUAUUUAGGACAAAUGAAUCAGGGAGAAGCUUCGAUUAAAUAUUUCCAAAAGGGAAUUGAAGUCAUGUUAAAAGAAAAGGAAAUCGCUAAUCAGCUAUCUACUAAAUCCACAGAAGCAAGUGCAUCUGAGACUGCAGAGUAUUUUGCAUCUGAUCGAGAUAUCUCCUCAGCUUAUUGUGCCAUUGCAGAAAUUUACAUGACAGAUUUAUGCUUGGAGGAUGGUGCAGCAGACAAAUGUCAAGAGAAUGUGGAAAAAGCAAUUACUGCCGAUUCUUUGAAUCCUGAGGCUUACCAGUUGAAGGCACAGUUCCUCAUGAAUAUCGAGAAAGUUCAAGAAGCCAAAGAAAUGAUUGAGAAAAGUGUUUCCCUCUGGUUACCUCAACUACAAGAGAAUGAUGAUGAUGUCCCUGAGAACAUGCCCGGAGUAAGUUAUGAUACAAGAAUAGUCACAUCUAAAAUAUUGAUUGAAUUAGAACUCUAUGAGAUGGCCAAUGAAGUUCUUUUUACUUUGCUGGAUGAAACAGAUGAAGACCCACAAGUUUGGUAUUUGAUGGGAUAUGCAUCUGUUUUGGAGAGUGCCAAGUGUAAAGGAGAUGAUGCAGAAGAUGCACUGACCAAUGCCAGAGAAUAUUUACAGAAUGCUCAGACGACAUAUCAUAAAGUAGAGUUUGAUGAUCCUGAAAUGUUAAAACACAUUGAAGAAUUAUUGGAAAAAAUUGGACCAGGUGAGAAUGAGAAUGGGGGUGAGGCUGAUGGUCCUGUGAACGAAGUAAACUUCAACACUGACGAUGAGACAGAGCAGGAAAAAACUGAAACAGAAGCUAAGCCAACGAAUAAGGAAGCCGAAGCCAUGGAACAAGAUGAAUGA
Messenger RNA from Acanthosepion pharaonis, 1200 nucleotides. NCBI's taxonomy places the organism in Eukaryota, Metazoa, Mollusca, Cephalopoda, Sepiida, Sepiidae. The record is from the annotation of a GenBank genome assembly.